GACAACCAAUAGCAGAUUGUAACGGUGACCAUUCUAACGUUACAUGACACGUAAGUCACUCUGGAUCUUGAAUAUAGGCUAAGCAGCAUAUUUUUUGACGCCAGAUUAGUUUAUCGACAUUCGUUAAUGUGUAAAUAAAAUAAACCAAUCCAACCUAAUUGGACAUAUUUUUCAUUAUCAAGAUUGCAUUUAAAUAAGCACGUUAUAGUUUCACAUUUCUGCACGCGUGCUUGUGUUUUUCUCGCUUAGUGCGCUAAAUCUGCUAUACAUUAACGACAUGGCACACCUGAUGCUCUUGUGCGGACUAGGUAGGCUAAUAUAGGCCAAUUCACAUAUGUCGAUUAGGCUUCGCCUCAGCACGUCACCUGCCCUCCGGAUCUUUCUGACAGUAUUUCAAUCGAUGUCCUUUGAGACGCUUCAUCCGGCCAUUGAAGCAACUAUAGUUAUUUCCCACGUUUUUGCAAAGGCUCAGACUGCUUUUGAAACCCGUCGGUCAAUGGAAUCCUGGUGCAUUAUGGAGCGUUCAGGAACACCAUGCGCACAAGAGAAUCUGAAGGAGUCGUUUACAGAUUUGAUAGAGCUGGAAAGUAAAUUCGGGAUGAAAACUCCGGAGGGGCUGUUGAAUUGGAGUUCAGUCGAUCCGCAGGUGAUAGACCACGGCACCAGCGACAGUCUGACGGACAAGAUCAUAAACUUGAAACGGGAGAUGGUCUGUCUGCGUGCUACAGAUGUACAGAUCCUGCGCCAGCUGGUGGCGUUAUACAAGGGCUUGGAGGCUGUGCGGUGGCUGCUGGAGGAGCGGGGCACACUGGUCAGCCGAGGCAGCAGCCUGACAGGCAGCCAGAGUAGCCUGACCGAAGGGCCUACACCUGGGCCUGGCAUGUCCCCAUCCUGUGAGGGCCUAUGUUUGGGCCUAUCUGACCGGCAGAGUCCCCUCAUCAACGACAAUGAAAAAACUGAGCCAGGGCCAGAAGAAGAGGAAGAGUGGCCAGCACCAAAUAGCGUCACUGGGCAUAGCAACUUCAAUAUGCUCCCCAACACUGCUUUUUCUAAAGCCACAGGCCACAGGCUGACACUGGAUGAAGCCAUUGAUGGGAACAUUGUGGGGGUGAAAGAACAGAGCAUGCCCAGUAGUAAGGUUUUGUUCGGGUAUGAUGCUCAGUGGUGUUGGGUGGAGUCUCAGGACGAUGUAACAUUUCUCUGAUGUUAUUACCUAUGUUUAAAAGAUGCUUUCGAUUCUCUAUUCACCUAACAAACUCACAGUGAUGCUACAGUUGUUUAUGCAGUGCAUGCCCUGACUGAAUGACUUACAAUAGCAUGACUCAUUGCCCACAGUGGGCUGGGUGAUGAAUGUUAGUAUUCUUUUGACAGGCACCAAAUUAAAGUGGUCCAAUGUUUUUACAGCUUGUUUGUUGGGGUGACUGUGUUUUUGUAAUUUCACUGGGGAAAUCAAUGUCAUAAUGAAUUCCGAUUGUUAAUUCACAUGUUUUAUUCAACAAAAGAUGUUAUCAGAUAAGAAUGGUUUCAUAAUUUUAUUAUGGAAAAAUCCAGUCUGGUCAUCAUUUUUAAGUCAUAUAUUUUGGACUUAGAUUUGGACUUUGCAUUUAGAUUUAGAUAUAUUUUGCCCAUAAAAGUUCUGCCAUUGACAUUACGAAGGUUCUCCAUUCUCAUAAAUGAACAUUUCUCAUUCCUUUGUUGAUGUGCUGGUUGGUACUUAAGGCUCAGGUGACAGUGAGAAAACUGGCCUGUGGGAAUUUGAGUUAUAGUGGCUAUAACCAGGUUGAACAAAAUUUGUUAAUUCAAAAAGUAAUUGAGAAAUUGAAUUCAGAGUUCACAUUUAAUCAUUUUCCUACUAUGCGUUGCAUGCUGGAUAAAGCUUUCUGAAGAUGAAACUACAGAAAAUAUA
Messenger RNA from Esox lucius (northern pike), 1906 nucleotides. Its product is annotated as leucine rich adaptor protein 1-like. NCBI's taxonomy places the organism in Eukaryota, Metazoa, Chordata, Actinopteri, Esociformes, Esocidae. The transcript has 3 exons. The coding region runs from base 335 to 1204 and encodes 289 amino acids. Gene Ontology annotation, biological process: positive regulation of canonical NF-kappaB signal transduction; positive regulation of cytokine production. The record is from RefSeq and is a predicted model, not a curated record.